Molecule: messenger RNA, 754 nt
Organism: Lobosporangium transversale
Lineage: Eukaryota; Fungi; Mortierellomycota; Mortierellomycetes; Mortierellales; Mortierellaceae
Product: mitochondrial ribosomal protein L11
Exons: 1
Coding region: 57-509 (150 amino acids)
Biological process (GO): translation
Cellular component (GO): mitochondrial large ribosomal subunit; ribosome
Molecular function (GO): large ribosomal subunit rRNA binding; structural constituent of ribosome
Source: RefSeq, a predicted model, not a curated record
GACACUAACCAGUCCAUUUAUUCAUUACAUCUUUCAAUCUUGAGGCCAUCAACAGAAUGUCCAAGAAAGCUCCUGCUGCCGCUGCAUCCCUCUUGCGUCUGGUUGUCCCUGCAGGGAAGGCCACUCCAUCUCCUCCUAUUGGCCCUGCCCUCGGUCAGCGUGGUGUCAAGUCGAUGGAUUUCUGUAAACAGUUCAAUGACAGAACCAAGAACGUUGAACCUGGAACGCCUUUGCCUGUCAUUAUUACUGUUAAGGGUGACCGUACAUUCACAUUUGUCACAAAAUCACCACCGACUUCCUUUUUCCUUAAACGUGCCGCAGGGAUCGAGAAGGGCGCUACUAACAUUGGCAAGGAACACCCGUUUGUCGGCAAAGUCAACUUGAAGCAAGUUUACGAAAUUGCAAAGAUCAAGCAGGCAGACGAAGGCAUGGAACAUUUGUCACUUAAAGGCAUUUGUGCGGGAGUUGUUGGAAGUGCAAGAUCGAUGGGUAUUGAAGUCGUCGCAUAAUAUUCAGAGGAGAAAAUUGGGAAAUAUGUUUUCGAGCCAAAGAAGAGUAUUAGAUAUCCGAAUGACAUUUAUUUGUAAAAUAGACCUUUAAACAAGCAUGGCACAUGUGAAAUCCUUGAGUGUACAGUCCUCCCACGUUUUGUAAGGGCGUUUUUCUUUUUCUUUUUUUACUCUGCGACAUUAGGCUUGGUCAGCAAUUGCACCAGAUCGGAUAUUGAUAUUAAAUCACAUUUCGUGGCUUGUCG